Camellia sinensis is the source of this 626-nucleotide messenger RNA. RefSeq names its product EG45-like domain containing protein. Gene Ontology annotation, cellular component: cell wall; apoplast. The record is from RefSeq and is a predicted model, not a curated record. Lineage: Eukaryota; Viridiplantae; Streptophyta; Magnoliopsida; Ericales; Theaceae. Gene Ontology annotation, biological process: systemic acquired resistance.
CUAUUGAUUUUCUGCAACAAAACAAUAAGAUUUCAAUUUUCCUUUUGAGGUGUGUUUGGAAAGAAGGAAAAUCCAAGAAAUGGGUGUUGGAAUGGGAGUUGUGAUGAUGAUGGUGGGCAUGGUGAUAUGCCUUGCCACGGUGGCACAUGCAGCUCAAGGAACUGCUACUUACUAUGGUCCUCCUUACUUGCCUUCUGCAUGCUAUGGGAACCAAGACAAAGGAGUGAUGAUAGCCGCAGCAAGUGAUGCCAUUGGGGGGAAGGCGACGUGUGGAAGAAACUACAAAGUGACAUGUACGGGUCGGACAAAUCAGGGUGUUCUACAUCCUUGCACCGGUAAGAGCGUAGUAGUAACCAUUGUCGAUUACUGUCCACCUGGAUGUCGUGGAACCAUCGAUCUCUCUCAAGAUGCUUUCGCCAUUAUUGCUGACCGCAAUGCGGGCAAAGUCAAUAUCGAAUAUACCCAGGUAUGAAGCUAUAAUUUGGAAGGGACAUGCUGAUAUUAAUAUGGAAAUAACUUAAGCAUUUCAUGGAAACUUUGUAUGUUUCCAUGAGUUAUGUUGUAACCAUGUGAUGCAUUAGUAUCAGUGGAAUAAAUAAAAAUCAUUUCUAAGCUUUUGCCCAUUA